AUGCAACGCAGUCUUCCUAUGCAACCGACCGUAGUCCUCCUCAAGGAGGGUACGGAUACCUCCCAAGGGAAACCUCAGCUCUUGUCGAAUAUUUCAGCAAUUCUAGCAAUCGCGGAAACCCUUGCAAGUACUCUCGGUCCGCGAGGUAUGGACAAGUUGAUAGUUUCAGAACGUGGGGAGGCCCAAAUUACCAAUGAUGGCGCAACAAUCAUGAAGUUACUGGACAUUGUACAUCCUGCCGCUCGAACGUUGGUAGAUAUUGCUCGAGCCCAAGAUGCUGAGGUUGGAGACGGGACGACCAGCGUAGUAUUGCUUGCUGCACAGAUGCUGAAGGAGGUUCGCGGAUAUAUCGAAGAGGGCGUCAGCCCGCAGAUCAUUAUGAAGGGUUUCCGCCAGGCAGCACAACUGGCUAUUGAUCGGAUAAAAGCCAUUGAAAUCACAGUCGACAGGUCGAAUCCCGAGCGAUUCCGCUCGUUACUGCUCAAAUGUGCUUCAACAUCGAUGUCUUCAAAGUUGAUUCAUUCUGAAAAACCCUUUUUCUCAAAAAUGGUCGUUGAUGCCGUACAGUGCCUUGACCAGGAAGAUUUAGAUGAAUCGCUUAUUGGUGUGAAGAAGAUCCCCGGCGGUGGCAUGCAAGAUUCUCUCUUAAUUCAGGGUGUUGCCUUUAAAAAGACAUUCACAUAUGCUGGAGCAGAACAACAACCCAAGUCCUUCCACAAUCCUCUGAUUCUUAGUCUGAACGUAGAGCUUGAGCUCAAAGCCGAAAAGGAUAACGCUGAAGUUCGAGUUGAAGCUGUCUCCGACUACCAGGCCAUCGUUGACGCCGAAUGGGAGAUCAUUUAUCGAAAGCUGGAGGCAAUUGAAAAGACAGGCGCGAAAGUUGUUCUCAGUAAGCUACCCAUUGGGGACCUCGCUACUCAAUGGUUCGCGGAUCGGGAUAUAUUCUGUGCUGGCCGUGUGCCCGCCGGUGAUCUACAGCGCGUAGUACAAGCCGUCGGUGGCUCCAUCCAGUCCACUUGCUCAGAUAUCCGUCGCGAGCACCUUGGGACUUGCGGGACCUUCGACGAACGGCAAAUGGGCGGCGAACGAUACAAUGUCUUCGAGGAAUGUCCGAAAGCCAAGACAUGCACUCUGUUACUUCGCGGUGGCGCGGAACAAUUUAUUGAAGAAGUUGAACGUAGUCUGCACGACGCCAUCAUGGUCGUCAAGAGAGCUGUGAAGAAUGGCGAAGUCGUUGCAGGUGGAGGCGCAAUUGAGAUGGACCUGUCUGCACACAUUCGGAAACACGCCCUGUCCAUUCCUGGGAAAUUGCAGCUUGUUAUGAUCGCAUUUGCAAAAGCUCUAGAGAUCAUUCCCCGACAGAUCUGUGACAAUGCAGGUUUGGAUUCAACGGACGUCCUCAAUAAACUUCGUAUGAAACACGCAAACGGUGAGAAGUGGUAUGGGGUCGAUGUUGAUGGCGUGGAGGGGGUCCGAGACAACAUGGAAGCCUUUGUCUGGGAGCCCAGCCUCGUCAAGGUCAAUGCGAUCGGUAGUGCUGCCGAGGCUGCGUGUCUAAUUCUUAGCGUGGACGAGACGGUCCGCGGGCCGCAGAGUGAAGCACCCAACCCUGGUCCGAGAGCGCCCCCAGGCGCUACACAACGCGCUCUCCGAGGAAGAGGCCGCGGGAUGCCUAGGCGGUGA
Molecule: messenger RNA, 1683 nt
Organism: Fibroporia radiculosa
Lineage: Eukaryota; Fungi; Basidiomycota; Agaricomycetes; Polyporales; Fibroporiaceae
Exons: 6
Coding region: 1-1683 (560 amino acids)
Biological process (GO): protein folding
Cellular component (GO): chaperonin-containing T-complex
Molecular function (GO): ATP hydrolysis activity; ATP-dependent protein folding chaperone; ATP binding
Source: RefSeq, a predicted model, not a curated record